GUGAUCAUGACAAGGUAGAGUAGCUGCCCUCUGGCCCCCCUGCACGCUACUGUCUGGCUCUCCGUUACCCCUCGCCACGCACGCAACGCACGCAAACAUGUCCCUGGUGGCUACCCGGGACGCUCAUCCCACUUUACGUGCCUGUGACCAAUUUCUAACUAGAAUUUACUAGGCGUGAUUUGUGGAGUCCUCGCCUAUCGAGUACUUAGUGCUGUCUAAAUAAAGAAUUGAAAAGUGACGUGUGUGUGGAAAGUGGCGUAUGGAAGGUGAUUGGGGGGAAGAAAAGUGAGCAAUUAUUCUCAGUAAUUUCAGUGGAUAAGUUGGGAAGAGAGAGAGAGAGGUAGAUAAGUCGUUGUUUAUUGCCACUUGGACCAGACGGGGUCGUUUGAAGAGGGGUCGUCGCGUCGUUUGGACCGACUGGCGAACAAAGGUGAGCAACAAGCAGGGGGUCACGCUGGUGCUCUGCUCAGCCUCGCUUACCUCUCGCGUACCGCAACAACUUGGAUGGUCCACGAGCCCGGUUUAGAACGGCUACUUGAAGGAAUGCAUGGAACGCGAGCCAAGAAUGAAGCCAGGAGUGCUCAAUGACCCAGAGAAAGAUUUCAUAUUAGUGGCAUAGACAACAACACGACCAGCAAGCUACAACAGCAACUACAAUAAGAAUAAAGAUAGGAAACUCGACAAAGCGUAAAGCGUGUCUAUAUCAACGUCAGCUUGGUCUAUAGUGGGAAAUGUGUAGUAGACCAUACAAAAGACGAACUGAUAGGCGAAAAAGAUAAAGAUUGGUAAGGCGUCGAAAAAUUCUAUUGAUAUAGAAUGCACUUAUAGCAGAAAAAUAAUGGACGAAAUUUGAGGAAUGCGCUUGUAGUCAAGACCUGACACUGAAGUUCUGAUGUAGUGAAUGUGGCAAACAAUUUAGUACUUGGACUGAAUUCUUGUUGGUAAUCGAAAGUUGCAGCGCAAUUUCAGGACAACAGAAGCUUGACGUGCAAAGGGUAGAUAUUUCGUGAUCUUGGGAAAAGGAAUUCAAAUGUUUGCCAGCGAGUCAGAGAGAGAGAGGUGAGAGUGAGUAGACGUAAAGACUUUGAAUUCAACACAGACGUGGUCAGCGCAGAUUUCGAGAGAGGCGCUAGUUAAAUAAUAAAAAUAAUAACAAUAAUAAUAAUAUUAAUUCAGCUGCACAGAAUACAAAUGUCGUCACAUGAAUCCUUGAGUGCACUGGAGGUGUUAGAGUGAGAAAUACCUGUAGUAGUAGUAGUAGUAGAGGUUAGAGACCUAGCGACGAAGACCUGGUAAUGAGAGAGAGGAGCAGGUUUCUCCUCGAUCCCUCUCAGGGUUCCUGAAAGUAGGCGCGAGACGCAAUAUCACGGUGACGAGGCUCAGCCAACCUUGACGAGAUGUGGCUGACCCUAUGGCGCACCUUCGGCAUCGUCUUCUUCGUCGUCUUUUUGCCAGGAUGUCUGCCUGGCUACCACGAACGGAGGCUCCUUAACGACCUCCUGCGGGACUACAACAAGCUGGAACGACCCACGGCCAACGAGUCUUCAGCCAUCGUUGUCAAACUGGGUCUCACGCUUCAACAGAUCAUCAACGUGGAUGAGAAGAAUCAGAUCCUUACAACGAACGUCUGGCUUAAUUUUGAAUGGACAGACCACAACCUGAUGUGGAAUGAGUCGGACUACGGAGGUGUGGCUGAUCUAAGAAUUCCACCUAAAUUCUUGUGGACGCCCGACGUCCUUAUGUACAACAGUGCGGAUGAGGGUUUCUCCAGCACGUACCCGACGAACGUGGUGGUAGCCAGCUCGGGUCUUUGUACCCACAUCCCACCUGGUAUCUUCUUCUCCACUUGUCGCAUCGACAUUACCUGGUACCCCUUCGAUGACCAGAAGUGCAACAUGAAGUUCGGCUCCUGGACCUACGACUCCGCCAAGAUUGAUCUCCAGAUGAAUAAUGAUGAAGGCGGUGACCUGAGUGGAUAUAUCACCAACGGCGAGUGGGACCUUAUAGGUGAGUCUGUACCUGGGAAGAGGAACACACUUUCCUACACAUGUUGUCCAGAGAUCUAUGUGGACGUGACCUUCCAGAUCCACAUACGGCGACGGACGCUCUAUUACUUCAGCAACCUCAUCAUGCCCUGUGUUCUCAUUUCGUCCAUGGCGUUGCUAGGGUUCACCUUACCCCCAGACUCCGGGGAGAAGCUCACAUUAGAAAUCACAAUCCUGCUUUCUCUGACGGUUUUCAUGACUGUUGUUGCGGAAAAAUUGCCUCAAGUUUCUGAUGCGAUACCAUUGUUAGCUACCUACUUCAACUGCAUCAUGUUCAUGGUAGCGUCGUCUGUGGUGCUGACUGUUGUGGUGCUCAACUACCACCAUCGCACGCCUACCACCCAUGCCAUGCCGAACUGGGUAAGUGGAGCUCUAGGACAAGCCACCCAAGAUACCUCCCCAUACGAAGCUCUCAAGAUGCCGAGAUGGAUACGGUUGGUGUUGCUUCAGUGGCUUCCCUGGAUCCUGCGCAUGAACCGACCAGGCAAGAAGAUUAGUCGUAAGACCAUCAUGAUGAACAACAAGAUGCGGGAACUGGAACUGAAAGAACGCUCUUCCAAGUCGCUCCUGGCCAACGUGUUAGAUAUCGACGAUGAUAUCCGCCAGAUCCAAGCUAUGGGCACUGGCACUCCCUCCCACAACGGGGGUUACCCUCGCCUCCUGGGCAGGUCCUACGAGGAAGGGGGACCUAUCAUCACCCCUCACUCAUCCUUUUGCUUUAAUAACACUCGGGAACUGCAGAGUAUCUUGCGGGAGCUGAGGUACAUCACGGGGCAGAUGAGGAGCAAGGAUGAGGUGAAUGAGAUCGUGGUAGAUUGGAAGUUUGCAGCUAUGGUGGUGGACCGCUUCUGCCUCAUUGCCUUUACUACCUACACAGUCAUCUCUACCAUCGUUGUCUUCCUCUCAGCGCCACAUAUCAUCAUCUCAUAGGAAUAAAGGGGAGGUUAAGGAGAGAGGAAUGACGUUGAGAUAUUAACUGUUUUAUGAGUAUUUCAUUCCAAGCAGCGAAAAACUAAUUUUGAUUUGAAAUCAAAGACAUUAGGUAAAUCAGAUUUAAUAAUAUCUUGAAUAAAGAUGUCUUGUAUGAAAAAUCACAAUAAUAAAAUUACUAAAUAUUUUAACAUUAAUAUUUGGGACAUUAUGUAGAUCUACAGUUUGUGUUUACAUAUGCAAACAAAAUCUUGUGUGUAAAUUUAUUAAUUAACAUACUGCGUUUCAAUGUCAAUUACGUUUUAGCGGUCAUUCUUAGUAUAAACACGUAAUAUAUCUCAUCAUAUCAAGAGCUUGGCUAGGGUAAUAUAGAACAGAAGCGAGGGUAGACAAAUCCAUAGAUUAUAUCGUUAAGAGAAAUAGGAAAAUACUGUAUUUUUCCACGAAUGCGAUUGUCCAAGACUUUAUUUACGUGGGAAUGACCACAAAAAUCAUUUAAUCCUAAGGUUGCAUGGGAUCCCUUGUCAGUGUAACUAAUGCUAACAAUUUUGCCUUGCAUUUCCAUUGACCCAUACGAUGGGAUAUUUGGCGAACAAUAGGAGAAAAAUAAAUAUUUCCAUUACCAGACGAAAAAGAAUGUCCGCCAAAAUUUAAAAGUUUUAUACAACCUGUAUACAUAACAAGAAAUGUAGUGUAAGCGUUUUUACAUUAUAACUUCCGUCUGUCCUAAACACUGGCGCCAUCUGGUUAUGGAGUCAACAGGAUUAUAUUUUUUGGAAAGACAUUUUUCAGUUACAUUUAUCUUUACCAAUAUAGACAAUAACGUGCUCUUAGAAACCUUUAUAGCACCUGAAUGUCUAUUAAAUUUAAAAAAAUAUAUAUAUAACAAAUAACUGAGCUAUUACAAGAAUAAGUCCCCUGAUAAAUGAAAGAGUUACAGGGGCAAUUUUAUUUACAAAAUGAGUUAUAGCAUUAAGAGAAAUAGGAAAAUACUGUCUUUUUCAUUUGGGGGAAGGUGGUAGGUAAGGAAGUGAUUGAACAGGUUGAACUGAAGUAAACCAGGAGGUGGAGGUAAACCCACGAUUUCUUGUUACUCUACGGGAUAGGAUCAUUCGUUCCACGUAUUUAUGCCAUGCCAGUUUAUAGGACCAAUCAUCCCUUGGAGCCACGGCACAUUGUUAUAGGAUCACUCUAUCUAUGGAGUUAUAUUGUAAUAUUGAUAGGAUCUUCCGUACGACGAAAUCAUAGGACAACACAAAAUUCCUGUAUGCCACGAGGACAUAUCAGAGAAUCAGAUAUAAUAUCCUUACUCAAAAGAACCAUUAACAACCAUGAGUCAAUACAGAUUAUAGGAUUCAUCAACCCCACGAAGACAUAUCAGAGGAUAUGAUCCUUCAUAAUAUGAGGGGAUAUCAGGUAUGAUAUCACUCGUACCCCGAACUCCCAACAGGAAUAUAGGAUCUCUUAGUAUCAUAACAGUGGGAUGAAUUAAACGUACCCACUUCGUCAUAAUUUGGAGAUAAUCAACUGAACGCAGAACGUAUUUUCAUCAACUAUCAAAAUACUCGAUCCUACGAGGUCACAACCAUAAAACCGGAUCACUAGAGAGAUAGGAUUUAUUCAUAACCCUGGAGGUCAUGACACAGGAGUGUGUCGUUCGUAUUCACUAGGCCACAAUAUUGGACUGAAUUGUUCGUGUCAGACGACCAUAUCUGAGCUUAUGAAUGUUCUAAUCUGCUGUAUCAGAGGUAAAUAACAUGAUCUAUCCCAAGAGAUACAACACAACAACAUGUGUGGUCAUAAACAGGGCAUGAUAACAGAUAAUAACAUUGCAUACUAAGAUUCAAUAGAGUUUGAACAGGAAUAUAAUUCUUUUUCUAGUAGACACUUCUAGAAUAUAAUUGGCCCAAUGGCUCCCACCGUUCGGGAAUUCGAACACCAGAACACGAUUUGCACAAGUCUUCGAACACCUACCCACAAAUAAAUAAAUAUGUGCACCUUGCGCCAGGCUUUAUGAGAACACCCCCAAACACCCGCAGAAAAGCUCCAAUAAUACCUACAGAAGAACACCAACAAUAUCUGCACAUGUACCCCCUCGCCAGCAUACUAACACGGCCAACACCUGCAAAAGAACACCAUAACGGCUGCAAAAGAACACCCACAUCUGCACAAGAACACCAACAGCUGCACAACACCCCUAACACCUACACAAGAAAGUUCACGCCAGCCCAGGAACACUAACUUCAGAAAAAGAACACAACACCAACACAACACCACCAGAACACCACUAACACCAACACAACACCACUAACACAACACAACACCAUUAACACACUGUUGUGUCUUUUCAAAGCUCUAAAAUUACAGAGCUCUGUGCUUGCAAGAAUUUAUGGUUAAAUGACUCCGUUUUUCAAUAUGAUGCCAGCUUAUUCAAAAAAAGGCAAAGCUUACGUUUGUUCAGGGGCGCGUUCUUGUAAGGUCUGAAACUUGCAAGAGCUUUUUCCGAACAGGCUACGUGCAAACAGAGCUCCUGUCUGUGCAAGCCUCCAGGAUUGCAAAGGAACGAGUUUGCAAAUUAAUAAAGAGGUAUUUGUGAUAAUUACCAGUUAUUCCAAAUUGUUAUUCAUCUAAAUUGCUAUACCCAUUCGCCUUGUUUGAAAGACAAAAUUAAGAGUAAAUUUCAGUAAAGUGAACGAGACUAAAAAAUCCUAAAAUCUCCAAAAUCCGGAUAUUGACACUGUGCUUAACCAAACAAUUAUGAAAUUUAUCAUUUAUUUCUUCUGGUGGUUCAAAUGGUAAUGGAAAGAUUAAUACUUCUUAGAAUUUACAAUAACAAAUAUUAUAACGAGGCACCAGGGGGCCUCGUAGCCUGGUGGAUAGCGCGCAGGACUCGUGAUUCUGUGGCGCGGGUUCGAUUCCCGCACGAGGCAGAAACAAAUGGGCAAAGUUUCUUUCAUCCUGAAUGCCCCUGUUA
Messenger RNA from Procambarus clarkii (red swamp crayfish), 5949 nucleotides. The record is from RefSeq and is a predicted model, not a curated record. Lineage: Eukaryota; Metazoa; Arthropoda; Malacostraca; Decapoda; Cambaridae.